Messenger RNA from Menidia menidia (Atlantic silverside), 555 nucleotides. NCBI's taxonomy places the organism in Eukaryota, Metazoa, Chordata, Actinopteri, Atheriniformes, Atherinopsidae. The record is from the annotation of a GenBank genome assembly.
UUGUGUGUUUUCGUGCGUGUGCAGCAGUUCCAUCAUCUGAUUGACAUUUUGUUCCGCUUCCUCCUGGAGACCAAAGAGGCGGAGAGAUUCAUGCAGCAGAUCAACGAGUUUGCAGGGGAUCAUGGGAUGAGCGCUGGACCGCUGAGAAACUUAAUGAAGAGCAUCCUCCUGGUGCCACAAGGAGCGCUGAAGAAAAACUUGACAACUGAUCAGAUCAGAGAAGACCUGGUGACAUUAGGUCUACAUGAAGACAAAGCAGCUCACUUUUCACAGCGGUGGGGGGAGCACCGGGAGACUCUGUCCAGGCUCAGUCACCGACACACGCUCGCUGUGAACCAGCUAGUGGACAUGGAGUGGAAGUUUGGAGUGACUGCGGGCACCAGUGAAAUCCAAAAAGUGGGCAACAUCUUUCUGCAGAUAAAGCUGGUGGUCAGGAGGGGGAAUUCCACCGAGAACGUCUACAUGGAGCUAACCUUGCCCCAGUUUUACCAUUUCCUACAUGAACUGGAGAGGGCCAAGUCCAGCAUGGAGUGCUUCACCGGGGUGCAGGCGUGA